CAGAAGUACAUCUCAACUGAACUGAAACUGAACAUCAACAAACCCAAGGCAGCGGAGACUAGAGGAGGGAGGCCCAGCACACCAUAGCACAGCCCAGUCCUGACCAGCCACCGUGAACUUGAGGCAUUGAGAGGAAGGUUCAAAGACCACACCACCUCUUAAAAAAGAAGAAAAGGCCAUUCAGAGGAAAUACAGACGCCAUGUAUCUCUUCGAACAAAUCAAACUGCUUCACGAUAAUGGCUUGCAUUCAAACCUCAUUGCUCUGGGCAGCCUGGUGCUUUCUGUGGCAGAGAACCAGCCCGAGAGUUAUCUGCUGCCAGCUGCACGUUACCAGACCCUGGUGUACGUGGGGCGGGCACUGCAGAGCUUGGGGGAGUACAGGCGCGCCGAGGCCACGCUGAAGGAGGCCCUACAGUAUGCCAAGGCAGCCGCCAAGACCAAAGUGGCCAAGACAACUGACAUGUUCAAGGAGGGACUCACAGAGAUUGAUGUGAAGUACGCCAUGGCAGAGUGCAACAUGGCAGUGCGGCAGUACAGCCAGGCCCUCACCGUGCUGGAAUCCAUCCCGCAGCGCCACCGCACCCCUAAGGUCAACAUGAGGAUGGGCCGCCUUUACCAGCAGGUGGGCAUGGAGCGCCCUGCCAUCACCGCAUACAAGGAGGUGCUCAAGGAGUGUCCCCUGGCCUUGGAAGCUGUCCAGGAGCUGCUGAGCCUCGGGGUUCGGGGUGCUGAGGUCGCCUCUCUCAUGAUAAACAUACAUGGGAGUUGUGCCGGAACUGAGUGGUUGUCAAUGUGGGUGAAAGGACAUGCAUAUUUACACAGUAGGGACUAUACCAAUGCCAUCAGUUCUUUCAAGCACCUCGAGGAGAACUCUGCCCUGAGUCGUAAUGUUGACAUUCUGGCCACCUUAGGGGAAACUUACUACCUUGCUGGGGACUCCAAGAAUGCACUCACCUACUUACAAAGGGCUCAUGUACUGAACCACCUAAACCUGCGGGGAACAGACCUGCUGGCGUGUCUCCUGGCUGCCGAGAAGAGGAACCGUGAGCUGGAGGAGCUGGCCAUGUCCACCACAGCAGUGACAGACACAGCCCCUCAGCCCUGGAUCACAAUGGGCUACUACUGCCAGCUCAGUAAACGCACCACCAAAGCUAUAUAUUUUGCUCAUAAGGCAUGCUCAAUCAACCCCCGCAGUAUUGAGGGUCUGCUGCUGAAGGGAACGUUACUCCUGGAGCUCAAAAAGCUGCAGGAGGCCGUCAUGCACUUUAGGGAAGCUAUGCAGAUCGCACCACAUCGAUUUGAACCCCAUAAAGGAUUAGUUGAUUGCUAUCUCGCCAUGCAUCGGUCCAGAGAAGCUGUGGCCAUAGCCAGCAAUACCUGUAAACUGUUAGGUCAAACUCCACGUGCCCUCACUUUGUAUGCAUCCGUUCUGGUCAAAGAUUCACUGACAGUCAGCAAAGGGAAAAGUUUAUUAGAAAAGGCAUUGAAAGAAGACUCAUAUCAUCUUCCAGCUGUUUAUCUUCUCUGUGAACUGUAUGAACAGGAUUUGCGAUAUGAGUCGGCAAUUGAGUUACUAAGGAAGCAGGUGGCGGUGCAGUCAACGAGUCGCUUGCACCAGAUGUUAGCAGAUUUCUUCUCCCGGGUGCACGACGAGGAGAAGGCGGCGCACCAUUUUGGCAUCGCCCUGAACCAUGAGCCAAGCAACACCAGAGCACUAGAGGGGAUGCAGAAGAUGGAGGCUGCGCCAGAUGCCGUGGAGACGCCUCCCUACGACAUGGAGGUGGAGGACAUAGGAGACUCGGAGGGGGAGGUGGAGGAGAGCGACCUGGAAGCCGUUUGGUCUGAUGUAGAUUUCUCAUUCAGUGGACAGUAGCACACGUCUCCCUGUGUGAGCCGCAGCACUGCCCUGUGAGUGAUGCUGCUGGGCCACCAGUGUGCUGUGCCCUCAUCCCACCUGUCAUGUGGAAGCCUCCCUGACUCACCUCACUGACAUGCCAUGCUGGAUGUCGCCACUGUCACUGCCUCCUACCAUUGUCUGCUGGAUCAGCUGGGAGGUUUGUGCAGAUACUUAGCAUUGUCAUUGUUUACACCAAUUGACCAUAGUAAGAAUAUUCCCAAAAUAUGCAAUAGUGAGAUGAAGGCAAUGGUUGAAUGAAGGUUAUCUGUAGUGCUGGAAAAUAAGCGAUUGGUUACACUAAUGCCGUAUGACCAUAGUAAAAAUAGUAACAAAAUAUGUAAUAGUGAGAUCAAGGCAGUGGUUGAAUGAAGGUUAUGUGUGGUGCUGGAAAAUAGAGUAAACUAGGAUCUGAGGCAAAUAAACACAAGUCACAUCAGGAAUGCAAGCAGUGUGGAAGGAACAGUGGGGGAUGAGUGAAGGCGGUUCCUCUUAAUGGAAUGGAGACUAAACGUCACACUGUACUUGAAUACUUUAAAGAACAUUUUGUAUUUGAUGCCAUUUUAUGUGGAAGUGGAAGGCCAGCAAUCUUGCCUGUGUGUAGUGUGUGUCUGUGCCUAGCGUAUGUAUGCAUAAUGCAUGAGUGUAGUGUGUAUGUGGGGUGUGUGUAGUGUGAAAAGUGUGUGUGUGCUAAAAGAGACUGUACAUGUUCUUUAUCACACCCUAAGGACAAACUAAUGAAGAUUUUUAAUAAUAAUAAUAAACAAUGUAUCAAGAGACCAACUAAUGAAGAUUUUUAAUAAUAAUAAUAAACAAUGUAUCAAGAGACCCCUGUGCAAGCAGUCCCAAGGCCUCCCAACCUCUGGGUAAUAGAUAAAUGCCAGAAUGUACACCUCAGCACCUGGUGGAAGGCUGCAGCUAAGCAACACUUGAAGAGCCAAAUACUAUGUUAAUAUCUUUUAUUUAUUAAUCUUAAAACACUAGUGAAUGGCUUUCAUGUAACUCAGCACAGUGAUUCAGGAGCUGUACAUAUGACUUGGUAUUUCCUUGUAUGUUUACGUGAUAAGAUUUAUAUUUAUUUUGUUGAAAUAUGAUACAACAGUA
This is a messenger RNA of Scylla paramamosain (green mud crab), 2999 nucleotides long. RefSeq names its product anaphase-promoting complex subunit 7-like (gene APC7). Gene Ontology annotation, molecular function: protein binding. The record is from RefSeq and is a predicted model, not a curated record. The transcript has 12 exons. The coding region runs from base 201 to 1874 and encodes 557 amino acids. Gene Ontology annotation, cellular component: anaphase-promoting complex. Gene Ontology annotation, biological process: positive regulation of mitotic metaphase/anaphase transition; cell division; protein ubiquitination. NCBI's taxonomy places the organism in Eukaryota, Metazoa, Arthropoda, Malacostraca, Decapoda, Portunidae.